Messenger RNA from Vicia villosa (hairy vetch), 1049 nucleotides. RefSeq names its product UPF0496 protein At1g20180-like. Lineage: Eukaryota; Viridiplantae; Streptophyta; Magnoliopsida; Fabales; Fabaceae. The transcript has 2 exons. Bases 32 to 997 code for a protein of 321 amino acids. The record is from RefSeq and is a predicted model, not a curated record.
UGGAGUCCAAGCAGAUACAACAUUUUUCUACAUGACAUGUACUAGAUGGCUUUGUUCUUUUCAAAGAUCAGGUAGAUCGCGAAAAGAAUGCGUCGAGGAAGAUAGCUUGUGUAAGAAGCCAAACGUAAAUGAAGAAUACCUCCAAACAUUUAGAACAAAUUCUUAUAUGGAAAUAUGUAACAAAGCACAAGCUAGCAACAGAUCAAGACUCUCUUCUUCUUGUUCAACAUCUUCUCUUCCUAUAUGCAUGAAUCUAACCGAGUCUUUGCUUGAACCCCGACAAGAAAUAAUAACCAACAUGACACAAAAUUUUAAGGUUCAUCAUCUUAUAGUUGAUUACUUCAAUGCUAGCUUAGAUGCAUGUCGUUGUUGUGACAUAAUCCUUGAAGGAAUCCACUCAACAAGACUUUCUUAUACAAGAAUCACACGAGUUGUUACGCUAAGUAAAAACGUGCUUAAUGAAUUCAAUGAUAGCACCAAUGGAAAAACCAAGAAGGAUAUACACAAAGAGGUUGCUUCAUUUUCAUCAAAACUACAAAACAACCGUUUGUCGGUUAUAAGUACAAUGCAGUUCCGUGACAAUCACGAUAGGUUCAUUGAACUUCUUCAAAGACUAACAUCAAAGAGGGAAAAAAUCAAAAGAAAAUUAGCAUUGAUUAGGGUAUGCAAGAAAGUUGGAGGAAUUGCUCUUGUUACUUCACAUGGUGCAAUUCUUAAUGCCGCUGCGAAAGGGGUAUUUAUAAUGAUUAAUGAUUUGGAUACUAUGAGUAGGAUGGUGAAGAGGGUGAAUGAUGAGGUGGAACAUAAGAAAAUGGUUGCUGAUGUUUGUGUGAAGAAUGUUGGAAGUAAAUGUGAAAUAUUGAAGCAGGUUAUGAAUGAGUUUAGUGAUUAUGAGAGUAGGUUUUUGGAGCAAUUGGAAGAACUUGAAGAACAUGUAUACUUGUGCUUUCUCACUGUAAACAAAUCAAGAAGACUUGUUAUGCAACAAAUUAUAUAAAGAAAUAAAUAUAUCGAAGUCGUGGCUUUGAUACAUGUUUGUUUUGUUUCAA